AACAGCUGAUAUCGCAGACUUCGAAGUUUGUUUUUAUUUUUGCAAGGCUGAUUUCUUAUCAUUGAGUUAACCAACCUUAAAUGCUAAGACGCACAAUGGCGGAGUUCGACGUGAAAGCCGGCCUGCAGCACGUGUUGAAGCGCAUUGACGAGGUGCUCCUCCAGCGGCCCAAAGAAGUUGCAGCUGCCAGGCCGCUGCUCGUUGCAGUGAGCAAAACAAAGCCGGCGGAGGCCGUAAUCGAAGCCUACGAGGCCGGACAAAGGGACUUUGGGGAGAACUAUGUGCAGGAGCUGGAGGAGAAGAGCCGCCACCCGGACAUACUGGCCAAGUGCCCCGACAUCAGGUGGCACUUCAUAGGCCACAUGCAGAGCAACAAGAUCAACAAGGUCCUAUCUGUGCCCAAUCUGCGUAUGAUCCAGACCGUGGACAGCGAGAAGCUGGCCACCAAACUGGACGCAGCCUGGUCCAAGCAACAGCCCACCCCUGAGGAGCCACUGCAGGUGCUCAUCCAGAUCAACACCAGUGGCGAAGAUGUUAAGAGCGGAAUAGAGGCAAAAGAUGCGCCUGCACUCUACCAGUUCAUCAGGAGCAACCUCAAACACCUGAACCUGCUGGGCAUAAUGACCAUUGGCGCAUAUGGCUUUGACUAUAGCAAUGGACCCAAUCCGGAUUUCGUGUCCCUGAUGCAGGUGCACCGAGCAAUAUGUGAGGCGCAUUCCUUGGCCCCGGACUCGGUGCUCGUCUCCAUGGGAAUGUCCAACGACUUCGACAAGGCGAUCGAAAUGGGCAGCACAGUGGUGCGCGUUGGCUCUUCUAUUUUCGGCCAUCGGGCGGCCAAGGCGUGAGGGGAGCGGGAAUGUGAUAGGAAUGCGUUGCGGGCACUGAAUACAGUCGAUUCCCAAUGACGUCCGAUCUCCCGACAGAGCAACAGAGCAGCCUCCAAGUUCGCCCAUGUAUCAGGUGGAACUGGGUAUAUUCACACAGACUAACCUAGUAGAGCGUCAAGGAGAUGAUUUGGCGUUUAAAUUUAGAAACCCAUGAGAUAAACAAAUGUUAUGUAUAGGCUGUUGUUCACCUUAUUUGAUUGUUAACCCUUCAUAAACAAUGCUUCCAGAAUGUCAAAAACCA
This is a messenger RNA of Drosophila yakuba, 1128 nucleotides long. RefSeq names its product pyridoxal phosphate homeostasis protein. The transcript has 6 exons. NCBI's taxonomy places the organism in Eukaryota, Metazoa, Arthropoda, Insecta, Diptera, Drosophilidae. The record is from RefSeq and is a predicted model, not a curated record. Gene Ontology annotation, molecular function: pyridoxal phosphate binding. Bases 81 to 845 code for a protein of 254 amino acids. Gene Ontology annotation, cellular component: intracellular anatomical structure.